GGCGUGAUUUAGCGACGAGAGGGCAGGGGUAGUACCUCGCAGAUGGACGUGGUAGUCGGCCAGCGAGCAGUAUGCAGGCGCCCUGGGGGGUCAUCAACGUCGAGUCGGGCUGGUACCUCUCUUCCCAGCAGCCGGAGGAGGCAGAGGCGGAGGCGGAAGAGUUGAGCCCGUUGCUAAGCAACGAACUUCACAGACAGGGAUCCCUAGGUGUUUCAUAUAUUUUCUCAGUGUUUAAUUUGGUGAAUGCCAUCAUGGGAAGUGGCAUCCUUGGCUUAGCUUAUGUUAUGGCUCAUACUGGUAUCCUUGGAUUUAGUUUCUUGUUGCUGAUAGUUGCUCUCCUGGCUUCUUUCUCAAUUCAUCUCCUGCUUAGUAUGUGUAUUCAGACAGCUGUGACAUCUUAUGAAGAUCUUGGACUCUUUGCAUUUGGAUUACCUGGGAAGGUGGUAGUGGCAGGCACCAUAAUAAUUCAGAAUAUUGGAGCUAUGUCAUCUUAUCUUUUAAUUAUUAAAACAGAGCUUCCUACUGCUAUUUCAGAAUUUUUGUCUGGAGACUAUAGCGGGUCUUGGUAUCUUGAUGGGAAAACAUUACUAAUAGUCAUUUGUGUUGUCAUUGUGUUCCCUCUUGCACUUCUCCCUAAAAUAGGCUUUCUUGGCUACACAAGUAGUUUAUCAUUUUUCUUUAUGGUGUUCUUUGCUCUUGUGGUAAUAAUUAAAAAAUGGUCCAUUCCUUGUCCUCUGACAUUAAAUUGUAUAGCGCAGUACUUCCAGAUUUCAAACGCUACAGAUGAUUGUAAACCAAAGCUCUUUCAUUUCUCCAAAGAGAGUGUUUAUGCUGUACCAACCAUGGCUUUUUCAUUUCUCUGCCAUACCUCGAUAUUGCCCAUAUACUGCGAACUUCAAAGCCCUUCAAAGAAAAGAAUGCAGAAUGUAGCCAAUACAGCAAUUGCUUUAAGUUUUCUCAUUUAUUUUAUAUCGGCACUCUUUGGGUACCUCACUUUUUAUAACAAAGUGGCGUCUGAUACACUCCAAGAUUAUAGUAAAUACUUGCCACAUGAUGUUGUUGUCAGGACUGUGAAGCUAUGCUUACUGUUUGCUGUGCUUUUGACAGUCCCUCUAAUCCACUUCCCUGCAAGGAAAGCUUUAAUGAUGAUGUUUUUCUCCAAUAUUUCCUUUUCGUGGAUUCACCAUUUUUUGAUUACUCUAGCACUCAAUAUUAUCAUUGUUUUAUUUGCAAUAUAUGUUCCUGAUAUUAGGAAUGUAUUUGAUGUAGUUGGUUCCAGUACAGCAACAUGUUUGAUUUUUGUAUUCCCAGGACUAUUUUAUCUUAAACUUAGCAGAGAGGAUUUUCUGUCAUGGAAAAAGCUUGGGGCUUUUGUUUUGCUUAUCCUCGGAGUUUUGGUUGGGAAUUUUAGGUUAGCACUCCUCAUUUUUAACUGGAUUAAUAAUAAGUGAAAGAUAUGUUUUUCCCAUUUCUUAUGAAGAAUAAUUUACCUUCAUAUGCAAAAAGGUAUAAUUUGGAAGGCACCUUGGAUGAAUCCUCUCUAUAUGGAUUAACAUUUUUUGUAAACAUUAACAGAAAAGUGGAACAAAA
Messenger RNA from Pteronotus mesoamericanus, 1590 nucleotides. It is a transcript of the gene SLC38A6, whose product is annotated as solute carrier family 38 member 6. The record is from RefSeq and is a predicted model, not a curated record. The coding region runs from base 72 to 1451 and encodes 459 amino acids. Gene Ontology annotation, cellular component: plasma membrane. NCBI's taxonomy places the organism in Eukaryota, Metazoa, Chordata, Mammalia, Chiroptera, Mormoopidae. The transcript has 16 exons. Gene Ontology annotation, molecular function: L-glutamine transmembrane transporter activity. Gene Ontology annotation, biological process: amino acid transmembrane transport; L-glutamine transport.